Molecule: messenger RNA, 3471 nt
Organism: Ciona intestinalis (vase tunicate)
Lineage: Eukaryota; Metazoa; Chordata; Ascidiacea; Phlebobranchia; Cionidae
Source: RefSeq, a predicted model, not a curated record
UAAGUAUUUAAAAAAACCUUUUGCAAAUGUAGCUUUAGAUCUUUUUUAUUCAAGCUUAUACUAUACGCAGUAUGUAACUGAUUCAUUGAAACAUGUAAAGAUAUAUACGUCUGCAUAAAAACCUUUGGUAAUCUUGCUGGACCAAAUUAGUUACCUUAAAACAGUUAUAUGGCGGCCGCUGUUUUGCAAGAAAAUGUCAGCAUUGAUCAAGGGAGUGACCACGGGUUUUUUGAAAUACAAGACCAGGACCAAGCGUUUGAACUGGACGAUGACGUAUUUUGUGAGGAAGUGGUUCAAGAAAACCGGGAAGAUGACGUAUCAGAACAAGACGGAAUUUCUGAGCUGCAGCAGCGUGGUGCAUUUGAAGUCCGAGAUCGAGCAGGGACGUCUCUCUCUUCCGGAUUUGUGAGUAAUGGCGGUGGAGGCAAUUCCGCUAUUCUUGAUCCCGCUUUUAAAACUGCAAACGUGGACGGCGAAAAGGCCUUAAAAAAUGUUAGGAAAAUUAAAGACGUGUCCUCCCAAACUGACUUUCCGAUUUGUGACUCUAUGAACAAAGACGAAAACAAGACGCCCAAAGUUACCUUCAGGUCGAAAAGCAAUCUGGAGAUUUCAAGAAAUUUCUGCUGGCGACAUGACGCAUAUGGAUCUGUUGUGCUUCCCAGUGCGAGACCGACAACGCCGAUUUCCCCGAGAGAGCACUCGAUAUCUGCAAGCUUAAAUACCUUAGAUUCCUCAUCCGUACGAGUCAAUUUUCGACACAAAUCUUGCGAUAUUUGCAAAGACGAAGAAAACAAACGUAUUGACUUGAAGAGCCGAAAAGAAUCUGUUAUCCUGAAAAAGAUACCUGCUGGGCCGUCCGUUGCAAUGGUUAAAAACUGUUCCCCAAACUUGCUUGCGAAUGAAUUGCCAAGAUGUUCUUCGCUGUGGACCGAAAGUCGAACGUUCUAUCUCGGAGCAGACGUCAAUACGAUUCCUAGGCCCAGGCAGAACUCAAGUCUGUCAAGACGAACAGAUAUUGGAAUUUUGAAAUCUAAGGCCAACAACGAUAUGUUUACUUACGGUUGCGACACAGAAGCAACUUGUAAGACUACGGCAAAUUCCAAUUCACCCCAUUCUUUUUGGAUCCGAUCUGUUUCCGUUUCAUCUGGGUUUCCAACACCGCGCUUUUCAAAGCAUAAUGAAGUUCCGCGAAGAAAACGAGACUGGAUUCUCGUGCAAUGCGUUACGAAAUACACAUCGAGAAUAAUUUGUUCUGCCGAGCCAAUGCCUAAAUUAAGCUAUCACGAAAUUGGUUGCCAGGAGAUGGUUUUAUGUCCUGCUAUGCUAAGAUCUGUUGAAUAUAUUGAAGAUGUGUGCUGCCAGCAUUUUAACAAAUCUUCAAAAGAAGAAACUCUUCAAAGCGGUCGCACGGUGGAGCUGUUGUUCUCCGCAAAAGGGCCGGUGGUUCGCGACGACAAGCACUUAACCGGUCGGAGCAUUUUUUACUUUUGCUUCGAUGAGCCGCUGGAAAACAGGCGCCGAUUAUGCGCCGACUGCGUGGCGGCAAGGGCGGCGGUUCCGACCCCCACAAACGACAACGUUUUCACGGCGAAAGAGCCAAAAGAUAAAAAGAAAGAAAAAAGUUCGAGACAACCAAAAACGUACAAGACAUCGAAAGAAGACGACAUGAAAAAAUCUGUGACUUUUGCGGAUCAACAAUCAGCUGAAGUUAAACCACCAACAGACGAUAAAACGACGGACAACGACUUACGGAAACGACGAGCGACAUUACCUCCACCACCACCUAGACUUCUACACACGGAGGAAGAAGAUGAGAUUGUUGGACGAAGAAGAACUAGAAGGGAAAGCGUCGCGAUUUCGUUUGGAAAUGAUGUUUCAAAACCAGCAGAGGAGAAGCCAGCAGCUCCUAAACCUACGGCCAAAGUAAAGGCUUAUAUUCAACCAGAAUGGGAGACAAUCAAAGUAACAGUCGUAUUUAAAGAAGAAAAAUACGCAGAGAAUUUUCUAGAAUACAAAACUCUUCAGGACAUUUACGUUUGGUUGCGCCAAGCACUGUUGAAAAGCGAUGCCUUGACACCUGGAGCCGAACUUAUUCUGGCUGCUGACAAUCUUAAGUUUCCGCUAAAAGCAAACACCGCCAACCAUACAGUUGCUAGCUUAUCGACACAUACGUUUCAUUGCGAGGAGUUAUUACAGAAGUCCAAAGGCGGCGGAUUUGGCGAAACUACCAGUCGAUUCGACACAAGAUUUUCGUUCCCAAUCGACGCUAGAAUGUUAGAAGGUCUUACACCAGUCCAGUAUUUAUCCAAAUACUGUAUUGUAAGCGGCACUUGGCGAGCUUUCUACCGAAAUGUCUUCAUGCAAAACGACAGAGAUAGAGACGGAAAAAUCACUUACAAAGAACUCACCAAUGCUAUGGAAAGAUUGUUCGUCGAGCUGGCUCAUCCAAUAAUGCAAAGAGUUUUGUUCCUUAUGGGUGCAGACCCGUUGUCGUCCAAGCCAGAAUACUGGGAUCGAAAUUCUUUCGUUCUUCCGCAAAGAGCUGAACCGGGACAGGAAAAGUUAAAAACUUGGCAAAAAGCGUUGUCCAUCGAUUCGGAGACCUUCGUUUGUUUGUGUGCGCUUGCUAACAGGAUAAUCUGCAGAGAAAAACAAAUAGAAGGAAUCCCAGUUGACGAAAUCAUACAAACCAACAACCAUCUAGAAGAUGCAGACUUUUACAACAUCGAACAAAAACUAAAGGAAUGUAAACUUGAACCACUUACAAAACGCCUGCUGCUUUAUAUUCGAAAAUAGCGAGUAACUGUAUCGUUUAAAUUUGUAAACCUAAAGAUUUUUUUACUUUAACCUAAAGAUUUUUUUACUUUCUUCAGCGAUGGCGCUAAAGAUUUAAAAAUGGACGUUCUGUAGAACACGUUCAAAGAUAUUCAAUUUAUACACCAUUUUAUACAAUUUUUUAAGUUGUUAUUUUUUUCAGGCAAUAUCGGUCAUGUAGUUGUGCACAAUUUGUUUUAUUUCGCUUUGUUUUGAGCUGGUCUUUAAAUGUUUUCAUAUUUUUGUACCUGUCCGCCUUCCAACAUAUACAUGCAGUAUUAAACUUCAUACAAAAUAAGUAAAUGCAAUUGCACUCUAAAGGCUAUUUGUACCUUUAUAUGGUAACAGCUGAUCACUAAGCAGGUCUUAUAGUCUUAAAUAACAACAUGUAGUAAAUAUGUCGAAUGCAAAAUACAAAGGUUCAAGGUCUGUUAACUCCAGCGAGUGUUUCUCGUCAAUAAUUAGCUGUAAGUAAGCGGUUUUACAAAUUCCGACGCAAUUUCUCAACACUAUAUUGUUGACUACAGUACACCGUAAGAACCAAAUAAGUCUCUGCUUGUUUUUCGGUUUUAAGUCCAACCUUUUGACUUCAUUGACUAGACCUCGGCAACCGUUAAGUGCAGCAUGCUUUUGUAUAUAGUAGGGUGGGGGAGACAG